Cucurbita pepo subsp. pepo (vegetable marrow) is the source of this 2448-nucleotide messenger RNA. Lineage: Eukaryota; Viridiplantae; Streptophyta; Magnoliopsida; Cucurbitales; Cucurbitaceae. The record is from RefSeq and is a predicted model, not a curated record.
UUUCGUUCCUCCAUUUCAAUUCCAUCCUUUAAUUUCUUCCACAUUUAACAUUUUCUAUACUUCCAAUUUUUUUAAUCUUCAUUAUCACCUCUUUUUCAAACCCCUUUUCUGUUCUUAAAAGCUUCAAAAGUUUUCUUAAACAAAUUGUUUCUGAUUCGUUGCUUACAUGUGCGUUGUCUUCCUCUUCCAUAAUCUAUAUCAUCUUCCUCUUCCAUAAUCUAUAUCAUCUUCCUCUUCUUCUUUCCGCCAUUAAUGGGGCUCUUAAGCUUUCGCCUUUUUCUCUGUAUAUAACCAUUUCACUUCCUCGUCGGAGGUUUUAAGGUGGUUCCUCUGUUUAUUCAUCAUUCUUAGGUAAUGGGUUUGUCUUUCUUUUUGUCUUUUUUAGGGUUUUUUUAUGUUGGAAAAAUGGAAAAUGGAAUUUGGUUUGAUUUGAUUUCGCUUUAAUUGAAAUGGGAUUCAAAGGAAUUAAAGAACAGAGGUUUCUGUAAAAAAAAAUGAUGAUCAUGGACGAAAGAUGAGAUUUUCCGAUCUGGGUUCUUCAGAAAAUAGUCUAAUUUGGUGAUUGGAUUUGGAAUUGAUGCCGGAAUCUGUCAGAGCGUCGCCGCAAGCGGCGGAGCCAAGCUUACCGAGGAAGAAGAUGACGAAGCAAUUGACAGGAAAAAGGGAUGAUACAUCAUUGCAUUCCGCCGCGAGAGGGGGAAAUCUGACGGCGGCGAUGGAGAUUCUGUCGAACGCCGAUGAGGUUAAAUUGAAGGAAUUAUUGGCAAAGCAAAAUCAUUCCGGCGAAACGGCUUUAUACGUGGCGGCGGAAUAUGGGUACGUGGAUUUAGUGAGGGAAAUGUUGAAAUAUUACGAUCUGGCGGAUGCUGAGAUCAAAGCAAGAAAUGGAUUUGAUGCUUUUCACAUUGCAACAAAACAGGGCGAUUUGGAGAUAUUGAGAGUUCUAAUGGAGGCUCAUCCGGAGUUGUCCAUGACGGUCGACAUAUCGAACACGACGGCGUUGCACACGGCGGCGACGCAAGGCCACAUUGAGAUUGUAAACUUUCUGUUGGAAGCCGGUAGUGGAUUGGCUACCAUUGCUAGAAGCAAUGGGAAAACUGCUCUGCAUUCUGCAGCUAGAAAUGGGCAUUUGUUGGUGGUUAGAGCGCUCGUCGGGAAGGAGCCGAUCGUGGCGACGAGGACGGAUAAGAAGGGGCAGACUGCGCUGCAAAUGGCGGCGAAAGGACAGAACCUUGAGGUUGUGGAGGAGCUGAUCAAGGCGGAUCCUCGGUCUGUAAAUAUGGUUGACAAUAAGGGCAACACUGCUUUGCAUAUUGCUGCAAGGAAGGGCAGAGCUGAGAUUGUUAAACUUCUUCUCAAGCACAACGGAACGAACACGAAGGCGGUAAACCGAUCGGGGGAGACAGCUCUCGACACGGCGGAGAAAACAGGGAACUCAGAAAUAGCUCUGAUUCUAAAAGAGCAUGGUGUGCAGACAGCAAAAGCAAUCAAACCAGAAGUGAAAAACCCAGCAAGGGAAUUGAAGCAAACAGUAAGCGACAUAAAACACGAAGUUCAUUACCAACUCGAACACACUCGACAAACCCGAAGACGGGUCCAAGGCAUAGCGAAACGUCUAAACAAAAUGCACGCCGAGGGCCUAAACAACGCCAUCAAUUCAACAACCGUGGUAGCUGUUCUUAUAGCCACAGUGGCAUUUGCAGCCAUUUUUACUGUCCCUGGUCAGUAUGUGGAUGAUCCAGAUGACAUACCACAAGGCUUCUCACUUGGGGAAGCCAAUAUAGCGCCCAAAGCUCCCUUUAUAAUCUUUUUCAUAUUUGAUUCGAUAGCCCUCUUCAUAUCACUAGCCGUUGUGGUAGUUCAAACUUCAGUUGUGGUUAUAGAAAGCCAAGCCAAGAAGCAGAUGAUGGCCAUUAUAAACAAACUAAUGUGGCUCGCUUGUGUGCUCGUUUCUGUUGCUUUCUUGGCGCUUUCGUUUGUCGUCGUCGGUGAGCGCGAGAAGUGGCUCGCCAUCGGAGUAACGCUCAUCGGAACCACCAUAAUGGCCACCACAUUGGGCACCAUGUGCUAUUGGGUCAUCAAACAUAGAAUUGAAGCAUCAAAUCUCAGGAGCAUAAGGAAGUCUUCAAUGGGGGGAAGCAGAUCCAAAUCCUUUUCCCUCUCAGUCAUGUCUGAUUCAGAGAUUCUUAACAAUGAGUUCAAGAAAAUGUAUGCAAUUUGAAACUAAUUUUCCCAGCGCCUUUUUUUUUUUUUUUUUUUUUUUUUUCCAAUAACCCUCCAGAGUUUUUGGCGUUUGAAAUUUUUCUCGGUCGGGUUAACGUGGAAAAAAUGUACACUUUUUUUUUUUUUAUGGAGAUGAAGAUUGUACAAUCUUCAAUUCUUCAAUUGCUCACUCAAAUUCCCUUAGACUUAUAUAAAAGACAUGAUUUGUACAUGUAUUAUUUUUAA